AUGGCUUCUUUCGCACUCAUCACGGGCUGCAGCGGCGGGAUCGGCAAACAGCUCGCGAUCGCAUUUGCAGAGAGGGGAGUCACAGUCCUCGCCACAGCACGGCGCACCGAGUCCCUCAACGAGCUAACAAGCAAGUACGACAAUAUCGAAGCUUUUGCGCUUGACCUCGACAAUCUAGCAAACAUCAACAAGCUUAAGGAUGCUGUAUCCAAGCGCACGGGUGGCCGCUUAGACUUCCUCGUCAACAAUGCAGGGACACACUACGCAUCGACAGCGGUGGAUCUAGAGAUAGAAGAGGUCGUCAAGCUGUUUGGUGUCAAUCUUUUCGCUGUCAUGCGACUUUGUCAGGAUUUCGUGCCGCUUCUUCGUCGCUCGCCCCGUGGACGAAUUGUACAGAUUGGAAGUGUGACGCGGGAUAUACCUGUGGUAUGGCAAGGGCCGUAUAAUGCGUCCAAGGCUGCUCUGAGUCAAUACUCCAAGACACUUCGACUAGAGAUGAAACCAUUCGGUAUUGAGGUGAUCGAGAUUGUGACUGGGUUCGUGCAGAGCAACAUCCUUCACCACGGACUGUACGCUCCAGACACGUCUCUCUACCUUCCAAUCAAGAGUGUUGUUGAGGAUGUCAAGUACAAAGGCAAUAGCAAUGGCAUGCCGCCAGAGGCUUAUGCUAAGUCUAUUGUCGCAAAGUUGGUCCGGCCGCGAGUCAGCCCCGAAAUAUGGGAAGGGGCUCUAGCACGCUCUAUCCGCUUGCUUGUUAUGCUUUUACCAUUAUCGCUACUGAACUGGAUCUUCUACCGGAAGUUCAAACUCGACCUUGUCAAAGCUCGAGUUAACACUCAAGACCGGGCUAAUGUGAAAUGA
Messenger RNA from Penicillium paradoxum, 861 nucleotides. Its product is annotated as SDR family oxidoreductase. The transcript has 3 exons. Lineage: Eukaryota; Fungi; Ascomycota; Eurotiomycetes; Eurotiales; Aspergillaceae. The record is from RefSeq and is a predicted model, not a curated record. Gene Ontology annotation, molecular function: acylglycerone-phosphate reductase (NADP+) activity; triacylglycerol lipase activity. Gene Ontology annotation, cellular component: endoplasmic reticulum; lipid droplet. The coding region runs from base 1 to 861 and encodes 286 amino acids. Gene Ontology annotation, biological process: phosphatidic acid biosynthetic process; triglyceride catabolic process.